Messenger RNA from Vigna umbellata (rice bean), 498 nucleotides. The record is from RefSeq and is a predicted model, not a curated record. Lineage: Eukaryota; Viridiplantae; Streptophyta; Magnoliopsida; Fabales; Fabaceae.
AUGAACUAUAUGAAUAGAAUAUUUAGACCUUUCUUAGAUAAGUUUGUCGUAGUCUUCAUAGAAGACAUUCUUAUAUACUCCAAGACUCGGGAAGAACACGUCAAUCACCUUCAGGCAGUGCUUGAGGUGUUAAGAGAGAAAAAGUUGUACGUCAAGUUAUCCAAAUAUGAGUUUUGGAUGAAAAAGGUACAAUUUUUGGGACAUGUCAUAUCGGCUGACAGAAUCUCUAUGGAUCCGGCUAAGGUCGAAGCUGUGCUGCAGUGGGAAAGACCAAAGACUAUUACCAAAAUAAGGAGUUUUGUGGGUCUAGCUGGCUACUAUAGAAGGUUUAUAGAAUGUUUCUCGAGAAUAGUAGCACCUUUAACACAGCUAACUCGCAAAGAUCAACCAUUUUUCUGGACGGAUAAGUGUGAAAGGAGUUUCCUGAAGCUGAAGCAGAGGUUGACCAGCGCACCAGUUUUACUAAGGUUUAGAAAUAUAGUGUGUACAAGGAAAUGA